Candida dubliniensis CD36 is the source of this 1485-nucleotide messenger RNA. RefSeq names its product hexokinase 1 (gene HXK1). The transcript has a single exon. The record is from RefSeq and is a predicted model, not a curated record. Bases 1 to 1485 code for a protein of 494 amino acids. Lineage: Eukaryota; Fungi; Ascomycota; Pichiomycetes; Serinales; Debaryomycetaceae. Gene Ontology annotation, biological process: intracellular glucose homeostasis; glucose 6-phosphate metabolic process; glycolytic process. Gene Ontology annotation, cellular component: cytosol; mitochondrion. Gene Ontology annotation, molecular function: mannokinase activity; glucokinase activity; ATP binding.
AUGAUUGAGACUAGUAUUGAGAGUGUUGGUGGGUUGACGAGUGGUCCUAUGUAUUUUAUGGAGAUUGUGUCGUCGCAAUCAAGUGUUUUGUCGAGCAUUGUUGAAUCGUUUACGUCUGCGGUGUCAGCCUCCAACUUGGGAGUGUACUCUGAAGAAUUACUUGGUGAUGUGAAACAUUCGUUGAGAGAGAAUUCCCCCAUCACGAUGUUGCCGAAUUAUAAUAUCUCCCCUACCGGUGAAGAGCAUGGACUGUAUUUGGUUAUUGAUUUGGGUGGAUCGACGUUGAGAAUAGCCGUGGUGGAUAUUUCCAAGCCACACCCCAAGUUGUCGAGAACCGAGAGGAUUACUAUAGUUGUGGAAAAGAGUUGGAUUAUUGGCAAUGACUUUAAAAGGAUCGACUAUGAAUUUUUCAAGUAUAUUGGGUCUAAGAUCAAUGAGAUAUUGGUGGGACAGAAUGUUAUUGAUGUAAACUCGGUCAUCAACACGGGCAUAACCUGGUCGUUCCCGUUGGAAACCACAAACUACAAUAGUGGCAGAAUCAAGCAUGUUUCGAAGGGGUAUACUGUGGGAGAGGAUAUUUACGGCAAGGAUUUAAAGACGGUGUUGGAAGAGACGUUGCGACAAGAGUAUGGGUUGGCACUUGAGGUGAACUCUAUAUUGAACGACUCAUUAGCGGUGUAUUCUGCUGGGUGUUUUAUUGAUUCGAAUAUGAAAUUGGCAAUGGUGUUGGGGACAGGAAUUAACAUGUGCUGUUCGUUGAAAAAGUCGAGUGAGAUUUGUCGCUACAAGAUGUUGGCUGACGCUACGUUGUUUAAUUGCGAGCUUUCGUUGUUUGGCCAGAACCUAUGUAAGGACUUUGCGACAAAGUAUGAUAGUAUUAUUGACCAACGGUUUGCCAGGACUCAGCACCAUUUCAAGACGUUUAUGGGGCCGGACCCACUUACGCAAACGCUUUUCCAGCCACACGAGUUGAUGACUAGUGGGCGGUACUUGCCGGAAUUGACAAGGUUGGUGGUGGUGGAUUUGAUUGAGGCGGGUGAAAUAUUUCAAAAUGUCGACUGCCAACUGUUUUAUGAAGAGUAUGGCGGGUUUAGUGGGGAGUUGAUGUGCUUUGUCCAUGAGACUGAUGAUUAUAAUGACAUUCAUGUCAAGUUGUGCAAGGCCUAUGGUUGGACGGGUAUUGGGAGGAGUGAUGUGGUAUGCCUCAAAGAAGUUGUAUCGUGCAUUAUCAAGAGAGCGGCAUUUAUUGUUGCCAAUGCGAUAAUUGCGUUUUUCAAAUUGCUAGGGGGUGACGAAUUGUGUGGCGAUGUGACUAUUGGGUAUGUUGGGUCGGUGUUGAAUUAUUUUCACGAGUAUAGACGCUUGAUUAUUGAGUAUGUGAACAACGCAGCCGAGGCCAAACAGUUGGGGGUUACGAUCGAUUUAAAGUUGAUUGAUAAUAGUUCGAUUAUAGGUGCUGCAAUCGGAGCAGCUUAUUAUAGGUAA